CCUGGUGUCUGGUACCUGCAUUGGAGCUUGACUAUAUCCGGUUUCGCGCCGAAUAGGGCCACAUUCAGGAGGAAGCGCUCCCUACCAACAAUUUUUCCAUACCCAGGGCUCGAACCUGAGACCUCUGGUUAAGAGAGGAGCAGCCCCAUCCGAUGCACCACAUCCUUUAGUGGUCAAAUACUCACCUGCUUCAUAUAUAUAUAUAUAGAGCUAGAGACCUCAAUAAUAUUCUUUCAUGUUCACCAUUAUUCAAUCUAUAUCAAAUGGCAUAUUUCAACAAGAUCGCAAUUUCUCUCUUACUAUUUUCACUCUUUCUUGUUCUUCCCAUUCCUUGUUUAGCCAAUUCAAGAAUACUUGCUCUAGUUGAGCAACCACCUCUUGUUCUAAAAUACCAUAAUGGUGCUCUCUUAAAGGGACAUGUCACCGUUAACCUAAUUUGGUAUGGAAAAUUCUCCUCUAAUCAGGGCGCUAUCAUCGUGGAUUUUAUCCAAUCUCUCAGCCUCAACCACACCCGCCGUCAAGUUCCCCCUUCCGUCGGUUCGUGGUGGCGCACCACCGAGGACUAUAAGGGAGGUCCAUCUGUCAUUUCUCUAGGCAAACAAAUUUUUGAUCAGAAGUACUCACUGGGGAAAUUGUUGAAAGAUCCUCAACUUGCAAGUUUGGCUUCUAAGGCAACUCAAUCCAACUCUAUUGUCGUUGUUUUAACAGCAGCCGAUGUUGCAGUCGAGGAUUUCUGCAUGAACAGGUGCGGCAUGCACGGAUGGACUCGAGGGAAGAAGGGAAGCAAGUUUGCAUACGCUUGGGUGGGUAACUCGGCAAGGCAAUGUCCGGGUCAAUGUGCAUGGCCAUUCUAUAAGCCAAUCGUCGGACCACAAACGCCGCCUUUGGUUGCUCCAAAUGGCGAUGUUGGAGUGGACGGCAUGGUGAUCAACCUAGCAACAAUAUUAGCGGGUACUGUAACGAACCCGUUUGAUGGCGGGUAUUACCAGGGCCCAGCUAACGCACCAUUAGAAGCUGUGUCUGCUUGCACCGGAAUAUUUGGGUCGGGCGCUUUCCCCGGGUUCCCUGGUGACACGUUGGUUGAUAAAACAACUGGUGCUAGCUACAAUGCGGACGGGGUGCAUGGUAGAAAAUAUUUGCUUCCGGCUAUGUGGGACCCAAAGACCUCCACUUGCAAAACACUAGUGUGAAUUAUUGAUACAUUUUGAUAUGAAAUUUCAAAUUUUUUUUGUUCGUUCGAUUGAAUUUGCGUGAAUAGCCUGUAUUUAUGAAAGAACAGACCUCACAGAUCAUAUAUAGAGAAAUAAAAUGGAUUCUACAAAAUUCUUUAUUGCGUGUAUGUUCUCCUUUCUGAAAAAUAAUAAAGUUGAUUUAAAGA
Nicotiana attenuata is the source of this 1378-nucleotide messenger RNA. RefSeq names its product protein EXORDIUM-like 2. The record is from RefSeq and is a predicted model, not a curated record. Bases 264 to 1190 code for a protein of 308 amino acids. Lineage: Eukaryota; Viridiplantae; Streptophyta; Magnoliopsida; Solanales; Solanaceae. The transcript has 2 exons.